Molecule: messenger RNA, 1734 nt
Organism: Dipodomys ordii (Ord's kangaroo rat)
Lineage: Eukaryota; Metazoa; Chordata; Mammalia; Rodentia; Heteromyidae
Gene: Ip6k1
Product: inositol hexakisphosphate kinase 1
Exons: 6
Coding region: 130-1524 (464 amino acids)
Biological process (GO): phosphatidylinositol phosphate biosynthetic process; inositol phosphate biosynthetic process
Cellular component (GO): nucleus; cytoplasm
Molecular function (GO): inositol hexakisphosphate kinase activity
Source: RefSeq, a predicted model, not a curated record
GGACCAAAUAAUAAGCUGAGCAAGCUCUGACCAUUGGCCUUCCACUCACCAGGAUCUUCUACCUAGCUCUCUCUUUGUGGCCCAUGUGCUGCAUCCUUAGCCGUCAGUGUGCAACCGGCCCCCAACGCAAUGUGUGUUUGUCAAACCAUGGAAGUGGGGCAGUAUGGCAAGAACGCAGGUCGGGCCGGAAACCGGGGAGUCCUCCUGGAGCCCUUCAUCCACCAGGUGGGCGGACACAGCAGCAUGAUGCGCUACGACGACCACACUGUGUGCAAGCCCCUCAUCUCCCGGGAACAGCGCUUCUACGAGUCCCUCCCUCCUGAAAUGAAAGAGUUUACCCCUGAAUACAAAGGAGUGGUCUCAGUCUGUUUUGAGGGGGAUAGUGAUGGUUACAUCAACUUGGUGGCCUACCCUUACGUGGAGAGUGAGACUGUGGAGCAGGAUGACACGCCCGAUCGGGAGCAACCUCGGCGCAAACACUCCCGCCGGAGCCUGCAUCGUUCAGGUAGUGGCAGUGACCACAAGGAGGAGAAAGCCAGCCUGUCCCUUGAGACCUCGGAGAGGCAGUUUUCAGAGACACAAGAGCACUACUCCAGAUUAUUGUCUCACGUAUCUGGGCCUCUGUGCCACCUGUUAGCAGAGCCUGAAGGAGGCAGCUCCCAGGAGGCAAAGAGUCCAAAGGUGGAGCUACACAGCCACUCAGAUGUCCCUUUCCAGAUGCUAGAUGGCAACAGUGGUGUGAGUUCUGAGAAGAUCAGCCAUAACCCCUGGAGCCUGCGCUGUCACAAACAGCAGCUGAGCCGCAUGCGCUCAGAGUCUAAGGACCGAAAGCUCUACAAAUUCCUCCUGCUUGAGAAUGUGGUACACCACUUCAAGUACCCCUGUGUACUGGACUUGAAGAUGGGCACUCGGCAGCAUGGAGAUGACGCAUCUGCUGAGAAAGCAGCCCGGCAGAUGAGGAAGUGCGAGCAGAGCACAUCUGCUACACUGGGGGUCAGGGUCUGUGGCAUGCAGGUGUACCAGCUGGAUACAGGUCAUUACCUCUGCAGGAACAAGUACUAUGGCCGUGGGCUCUCCAUUGAAGGCUUCCGCAAUGCCCUCUAUCAGUACCUACAUAAUGGCCUGGACCUGAGACGUGACCUCUUUGAGCCUAUCCUGAGCAAACUGCGGGGCCUCAAAGCUGUGCUGGAGCGGCAGGCCUCCUACCGCUUCUACUCCAGUUCUCUGCUUGUCAUCUAUGAUGGCAAGGAAUGCCGAUCUGAGCUGCGUCUCAAGCACCCGGACAUGGGGCUCUCGGAGGGGGCACCACUCUGUGGGCCCAGUACCAGCCCCAGCAGCACCAACCCUGAGGCUGGCCUCUCCUCUCCACCCAAAGUGGAUGUCCGCAUGAUUGACUUUGCACACAGCACGUUCAAGGGCUUCCGGGAUGACCCCACUGUGCAUGAUGGGCCAGACAGAGGCUAUGUGUUUGGCCUGGAGAAUCUCAUCAGCAUCAUGGAACAGAUGCGGGACGAGAACCAGUAGGCCCCGUCUUGGGCUCCAGGCCCCCUUCCUCUCCACCGCAGGCAGGGACCACUGCUCUGAAUGUGCCGUGAGGACACACAGACUUGCUUUUAAAGGGUUAUAUUUCUCUUUGGUGUAAACUAAAAGAAAUGUUUUUAGCUGUAGCCUGGAAUCCAUAUAUAUAAAGUGAAGGAGGGCAGAAAACAUCCGUCCUCUCAGCCAGGCUCCUCA